AUGUUCAAGCUAAGAGGAAAAAAGUGUAAUUAUACCGUCAUCGAAGGUCCAGAAACGAAAAAUGGUUCGUUGUCAUUUGUCAACACCAUUUUCAAACUCACGACUCGUGAAAUCUCGAUUUGUAUGAAUUCUGGAAAAAACUCCAAAUUUAAAUUUACUUUGCGUUGUAACGAAUUAGAAAGAGCAGGAUUCUUCGGGAAUCUCGUAGAAAUGGCGGAUCAGACGAUCGAGAAACGUUCGUCUGAAGUUGAUGAUCAUGAGAGAGAGCCGAGUAAAAAGAAUGACAUUACCGAGGAUCCAGAAACCUUCAGCUGUAUGCUUCAGCCCUGUCCUGCCGACUCCGAUCCUAAAUACGUCGGAAUUCGCCGCCUUCUUCUCUUUCGGAAAGCUCAGUCAGGCGUUCUUCGCCGAAAGGACUGGAGAUGCAAUGCUAAAGGCUAUGUAGCUUAUCGCAAUUUCAUCAACAGGCCAGAUAAUUGGUUAAAUUCGCAAAUACCAAGUCGAACUAGCACCCCUGGAACCAGUGGUCGAUGGGUACCAUCUCCAACUCCAAGUCAACUAUCUAUGGCUCUUGAGGUGGAAAACUGGUCCACUGGUAGCUGGACUGGUAUGAAGGAUCUACGUGAUAGUCAAACACCGAGUCAUAAUACUGUUAGUAGUUUUGGUGUAAGUUCAACUGAAUUUGAACACCCUCGUCGAAAAACUGAACAUGCAUAUUCGUUUGUGGGAAUGCAUUGCAUCUUUGAUGAAUGCAAAUCAAUGGUUACUGUUAUAAAGUUUGGGCAUAUGAGUUCUGAUGUUCUUGCUUAUGGAGCAACAGAUGGAACAUUAACAGUUUGCAGUGUCUCUGAUCCACCUUCAAUCAUGAACAAAUUGACUGGGCACUCAAAAGAUGUCACAGAUUUUGACUUUUCAUUGAACAACCAGUACAUUGCAUCAUCUUCAUUGGAUAAAACUGUCAGGGUUUGGGAUAUACCAAAUGGCCUUUGCAUUCGAGUAAUAUAUGGAGUUACUUCUCAGCUUUGUAUUCGUUUUCAUCCUGUGAAUAAUAACUUCCUUUCAGUUGGCAAUGCACAAAAAGAAGUCUCGAUAUUCAAUUUUAGCACGGGAAGAUUAAUAAGUAAAACAGUUGUGGACAGUGAGGUUACGACUGUUGAUUAUGACCAUACGGGUCAGUUUAUUUUUUGUGGGGAUGCACAGGGAUGUAUAUACACAGUUAAAGUAAACUCUCAUCAAGGUACUUUAUCACGCUCACAUCGCACUAAAACUAGCAGCAAGGAAAAGUCAGAAUUCACUACUAUACAAUACAGAACAUUUUCUUUAAUGACACAAGGUCCUGUGUUAUUGGCUCUUACACGAGAUGGAAAUUUGUCUUUCUUCAGUGUUUCAUUGGAGUUACAAGGCUAUUUGACUCUACAAUGCUCCCUCAAGUUGGCCCCACGUCUUCAUAGCAUUCGUGCUUCUUUUUGUCCAUUGCUUUCCCUUGAAAAAGGGGAAUAUAUAGUGAUUGGAAGUGAGGAUGCAGCUGUGUAUUUCUAUGACUUAACUCGGCCGAAGAAUACAUGUGUGAACAAACUACAGGGACAUGGAUACCCGGUGAUUGCAGUUGCAUGGAAUCAUGGAUGCACAUCAUCAAUUCAUCAUACUCAUGUAUUUUGCACACGAGUUCGCAAAAUUUGA
This is a messenger RNA of Lactuca saligna, 1680 nucleotides long. The record is from the annotation of a GenBank genome assembly. NCBI's taxonomy places the organism in Eukaryota, Viridiplantae, Streptophyta, Magnoliopsida, Asterales, Asteraceae.